GCACCGAAUAUAGUAAAUAGUCGGCAAUACAUGUUUCAUGUCUUGUGGUCAUCUCAUGCGGUGCCUAGGUCCCCCUCCUUAACACUUCCUCGACAAAUGCCGCUAUGGAAAGGAAAGCAGAAGCAAGAACCGCGCGACGAUGAUGGUGUCCUCAUCCCUCUGAACUACGUCGGUUCCAGUGCUUUUGACGCGUCUUACACAUUGCCUCUCCUAGUUGGAUCAUCGAAACAAAAUCUGAGCGUCCAAGUAGACACAGGCUCAGCCGAUCUGUGGUUAGCGUCUACCGAUUGCGCAUCGUGCUCAAAUUCAUGUCCCCUCUACGACUCAAGCCAAAGUACCUCCGUCAUCAAGACAGGCGCAUUAUUCGACAUCGAUUAUCUGAUUGGCAACGUUACUGGUACCGUUGUAUGGGAUGAGAUUGAUAUCAACGACCAGUUCACUAUAGGCUCGCAGGCGUUAGCCGCUGCCACUGUCGUGGUCAGUGAACCCCUCGGAUCCCGCUUUUCAGGAGUGCUUGGCCUCUCCCCACCCUCCAAUUCCCGUAUCACAAGUCUCAUACCGGCUACGGACUCCAACGCGCCAGAUGGAGCUACAUUUUCCUCCAACAUAUUUUCGUCGUCAUCCGUCUCCUCCACCAAUCAAUUCAUGGGUCUUCUUAUGACUCGUCCUGACGGUGGUGCGCUCGGGGGCCGUCGUCCGCUUCUAGGUAUCGCAAAACAUCCAGAACAGAGUGACUUGCCAGAGUGGUUAGGAGGUAGUCUUGACAGCAUCGAAUACACUCGACCGGUGACGAGUACGUCCAACUUGGGCGUUAAUAUGGGCACUACCUUGUGGAAGGUGACGGUACAGGGAGUCAGUGUGUGGGUGGAUGACCAAGAGCGAGUGGUAACACUACCUUCGACGGCUCGUGGUACCACAGCAGUGUUAGAUUCAGGUGUGCCGAUAAUCCUGACGACUAAGGCAAUUGCGGAUGGAAUAUAUGGUGCAGUCGGCAUAGGGCCCGGAGCUGAUGGACAGUAUUACAUUCCAUGCAAGACGCCUCUGAAUAUGACGCUGACAUUGAAGAUGAGCUCAAAGUCGGUGGUGUAUUCGGUGCAUCCCCUCGAUCUAACGGCGCUACAAUCGAAGAAUUCUGGCGACACCACCACAUGUGUGGGUCUGAUUCAGGCCAGUGAUUCUUCCAUUAACACCGCAAAUGCGGGAGACAUCAUUUUGGGUGUGCCCUUCCUGCGGAAUGUAUACAUGGUGCUUGGGUUCGACGGAGCAGUGGGGACGAAUGGCAAGGGGGAUAAUAGUGGAUACCAACUCGGUCUCAUGGGUCUGACAGAGCCGGGAGUUGCGAUGUCCGAGUUCAAUACUGUGAGAGUGGAAGGACGGGCAUUAGAUGGGGCCAGUGGUCCGAGCGGAACGCCAAGCAGUAGCAACGGAGGAGGCAUAAAGAUUGGAUACGCAGCACUGAUCGGAGUGGGUAGCUUCUUUGGUUUGGCCUUCCUGAUGUUUGGUCUAUGGAGGUGGACGAUGUGGAGGCGGGAGCGAAAUCAGAUAAAUGAGGGAACAGAUGGCAAUUCCGCUGUCGAAAUGGCAAUAGCCACGACCCUUGGAAGAGGAGAUAGCAACCCCAAGAAACAAUCGUGGUGGGCUCGCCUGCGGAACGGGAAGCAUGGUCCUGGUGCUUACCAGCUGGCAGACUUGGAGAUCAGCGAGGAUGAGAAGCGGAGGCGGAGAUUUGAGGCAUAUAUGAGAAGGACAGAGCGCGAAAGGAUGCUAUCCGAAUAUACCGUCAACAGCGAUGUCACGAAGGUGGGUGACUACGAUGGCUGGAAAGGAGAGUUCGGGGAGUUGAGUGAUCCUUGGGACCCUGCGACACAGCUUGACUGGGGACAAGGUCACAAAGGGAGCCACGGGAAAGAGAGAGAGCAGAUGGACUCGGAUUCAGAGAGGGAGCAGCUGCUAUCAUCUGAAGGUGGACGGACACAUGCGACAGCUGGACCACCUUAACGAUUUAAGUUACCUUGAUAUUUAUCGAUCUAUUGCAUAUACAUACCUGUAUCAUAUUGCAUCCAUCUGUUAUUUCUGCUUAAUUGGACAAUUUUUAAAUAUUAGCGAGAGUCUGUUGCCACGUAGCAAGUCAAGCACUGAAAGGAUGAAG
This is a messenger RNA of Desarmillaria tabescens, 2149 nucleotides long. Its product is annotated as acid protease. The transcript is spliced from 4 exons. Lineage: Eukaryota; Fungi; Basidiomycota; Agaricomycetes; Agaricales; Physalacriaceae. Gene Ontology annotation, biological process: proteolysis. Gene Ontology annotation, molecular function: aspartic-type endopeptidase activity. The record is from RefSeq and is a predicted model, not a curated record. Bases 31 to 1998 code for a protein of 655 amino acids.